Messenger RNA from Orcinus orca (killer whale), 3529 nucleotides. It is a transcript of the gene TEX30, whose product is annotated as testis expressed 30. The transcript has 6 exons. The coding region runs from base 2552 to 3229 and encodes 225 amino acids. NCBI's taxonomy places the organism in Eukaryota, Metazoa, Chordata, Mammalia, Artiodactyla, Delphinidae. The record is from RefSeq and is a predicted model, not a curated record.
CCUUCGAGUUCGAGUGUGGAAGUUCGCUCCCUGAAGAGAGUGAGGGAGGUUAGGUGCUCCCGGCCACUUUCCCGUCCCUGAGCCCGGCAUGCUGACAGCCUGGACGGUCUAGGCCAGGUUGGGGUUACAUCCUGCAGCUGUUUCGCUGUUUCCCGAGUAGCCCAGCUUGCGCGCACCGUUGCGGGAGGACAGACUGUGCGUGCACCGUGAAGUCUGGAAGGGAGGGGCGUUUUCCAGAAAAAGGGCAGCGGCAGCGCAAAAAGCCAAACGCCCACGGCCGGCAGACGGAUAGCAGAGCACUCUAGGUUAAGAGGGUGGGUUGAAUACCUGUGUACCUAAUUUUCUCCCCUACUGAAAUCUCACUAAAAGUACAGCAAAGGGAUUUUCAAAAAGGCGCACACCCACAAGGAUGAAGAAAAUGCGACAGGAAACAACAGCAAUAAGAUACUGGGCUCCACAAAGCCCAAGCCUUAGCAGAUCAGCUUAAUUCUAAACCAGCAGCAGGGAGUGCUGGGGGAACAGUUCUAUGUCAGAAACAGAGUCUUCGAAAUGUGCAGAAGGUGCAGAAGGUGGCAGCGAAAGGAAUGGCGCUGGGGAUGGAUGUGGAGGGCUGUACCUCGGUGAAACGCGCCGGAGAAGCAGGUAGACCGCCGGCGCUCUCUCCCCGUGUCACAUCGUUGGAUUCUGCUUCUCUCCCAUUAGAAGACUGGAGGCUGGUCUCUUGAGAACGUAAAGCAGGAUCUUUGAACCAGGGGACCCCGGGCACAGUUACUAGGCUCCCUUUAUGAAAACAGGGACAAUGAAGAUUGAAGUCCAUCAUCCCCCAGUUUAAACCCCAGAACUUUCUGCAGCCAGUCUGAUACCCUUCAGGCUCAAAUAUGAGAAUUCUGCACACGCGCACACACGUGCGUGCACACACACACACACACAUAAAGGGAAAGAUAUACACAGUAAGUUAGUCACAGUGGUUGCUUCUGGGAAGGGAAAGGAACAUUGUGGCUGGGGGAAAAAUGGGAGGAGACUUAACUACUGUUAACUGUUUUAAAAUUGUGUACCAUGUGCGUAUGUUACCUAUUCAAAAAUGAAAUGUAUUUCUUAAAAAAUAAUUGUAAGUGAAUACACCCUUUGACACAGGAAUUUCUCUUACAGAUAUGUCUACACACAAGUGAAAAUAAUGUUAAGUACAGUGCCACUCAUUGCAAUAUGGUUUUAGCAAAAGAUUGGAAACAAUCUCAUUUUAAUUGAUAGAUGGUUGGUAAAAUAAUGUACAACGCUUCCUUGGAAUAUUCUAUAGCCAUAAAAAAAACAAGAAGCUUGUUGUAUAAGGAAAUGAGUAAUCACCAAGAUACAUAUGGGGGGGGUUCAGAAAAGUAGGUCACCAGUUUAUAAAAAGCAAAAGGAGAUGUGUGUGUCUGUAGGUAUAUAUAUAAAAUAUCUGAAAGAUAGCAGAAUAUUGGUUGCCUUUGAAGAGAGGAUCUGGAUGGUAAGGCAAAAGUGGAAUGAGGGAGAGACUUUCCACUGUAUAUUUUUGUACCUUUUUAACUUUGGACCAUGUUAUUAUCUAUUCAGUGAAUGAAUUAGUAAAUGUUAAUGGGAAAAAAGAUGAACAAUGGAGAUCCUGACGUUGAUGAUAUCCUGAACAAUAAAAGAUCUCAUACUAUAGGAAGGAAUGCUGCAUAACAACCCUGAAAUCUCUGGCUCCCUGCAUUUCAUGCUCUUGGUUCUUCAGGUGGACGCUUCAUGGUUCUUCAGUGGUUUAGAUGUUGGUUGGACUAGGCUGGACUCCAGACUUUAGUUUUGGGUUCUGGUCUGCUCCAUGUGUCUUCAUUCUGGAACCCAGGCUAAAAAAAGCAAAAAUACAUGAAGCAUGUUUUUCUCAGGGCUGAAGGCAAGAGUUCAAGAGCACUUCUUGAAAUUUGCCAUGCCUCAGCUCAAAAGUGGCACAUUGAGACAUAUUGUGUUGAUUAAAGCAAGUCACAUAGCCAAGCCCAAAGGCAAUAGGGUGGAGAUUUACACUCUGCCUACUGGGAGGCUCUGCAGAGUCUCAGGACAAAGGGUGUGGAUGUGUACUUCCAUUGCAGGGUCGGAGGAAGAGCUGGGAAUGAUAAAGACGAAGGAAAUGGGUUAAUAGAAAGAUGCUGUGAAAUUAAGUUGAAGAUGGUUGAGAAUAAAGAUGCUUAGGGAAAAAAAUACAUAUAUAUAUAUUUUUUUUACAGCAUUACCAAGAUACAGCAUCCUACUUUGAUAUGAAUUUUCUUAAGGCAUCCAUGUGAAGAUAUCACAUUGGCUUUAUCUUAAAUAACAUCUGCCAGCCCCACACCUGGUCCUAUAACAAACUCUGAGUGACCGUAGGAAUGAAAAUAAAUAAUGUGCUUGUAAAGACAUCAGUUCUUAGAGAAGUAGUUCUAAAUGUUUACUUUAGCUACUGAGUGUGUUCAUUCAUAGUUCUUGUGUCUGCCAACCCACCUUUCACAACAGAAUCUUCUUUUCAGGGAGAUGUCCUUUGCUUCUCAGAUGUAAUGCACUUUAAGUUUGUUAUUCAACAGUGAAAAUGAGUCAUACAGAGGUUAAAUUAAAAAUACCUUUUGGAAAUAAAUUACUAGAUGCUGUUUGUUUGGUACCUAACAAGAGCUUAACAUAUGGAAUAAUUCUUACACAUGGAGCAUCAGGAGAUAUGAAUCUUCCUCAUUUGAUGUCACUGGCAUCCCAUCUUGCAUCUCAUGGUUUUUUUAGCCUGAGAUUUACCUGUAAAGGCCUUAAUAUUGUACAUAGAAUUAAGGCAUAUAAAUCAGUUUUGAAUUACCUAAAGACCUCAGGAGAAUACAAACUUGCAGGUGUUUUCCUUGGAGGUCGUUCAAUGGGCUCAAGAGCAGCUGCUUCUGUAAUGUGUCAUACUGAGCCAGAUGAUGCUGAUGAUUUUGUUCGAGGUCUCAUUUGUAUUUCCUAUCCACUGCACCAUCCAAAGCAGCAGCAUAAACUUAGAGAUGAAGAUCUCUUUCGUAUAAAAGAUCCUGUACUGUUUGUGUCAGGCUCAGCAGAUGAAAUGUGUGAAAAGAACUUGUUGGAGAAAGUGGCACAGAAAAUGCAAGCUCCUAAUAAAAUCCACUGGAUUGAGAAAGCAAGUCAUUCCAUGGCAGUGAAAGGACGGUCAACAAAUGAUGUUUUCAAAGAAAUAAAUACACAGAUUUUGUUUUGGAUCCAGGAAAUCACUGAAAUGGACAAGAAAUAAUUGUCUGUAGUUACAAGCUAUGUUAUUUUGAAUACAAAUACCGUUAAUUUGUUAAAGAACAACAUACCUCUCGGCAUUAUGAGAUACAUUUCAGACUAAUUUAAUGUACUUUAAUAUUCUCCCAUUUUUAAAACACAUUUUAAUUGUGAAAUUAAUGCCCUUUACAAAGUGUCUUUUGAAAGCACUGUUAUAGUUGUAUAAAGAUGAUGUACAAAUAUUGAAGGUGGUCUAAAUAUAAUUUAUUUUCUUUAAUAUAGUUAAGUUUUGAAAAAUUAAACAUUGAAUUUUGUUACAACAGAA